GCGCCGGGAGCUAGCCGAAGAAAAUGGUGCAACACGUCAAAGGUCGUUCGAAGAUACCUCGACAGGCCCAAUACCCAUGGUUCCUCCAGAGACAACAGCACAACACCACGAAAAUGAAAAGCAGGAAUCGUCGGGCACGGAAGUAAACAAGCAAAAUCGCGACAGCGUGUGUCUCUCCUCUGCGAGCGAGGCGGGCAGCCGUGCCAAAGCGCUAAAUCCACGAGACUCAGCUUCGAGUUGUGAAAAGACAAUUAAGGAGACGAGAGAGAGCGCUUCUAUAGCACCACAUGCUGCCAGAAGUGGUUCCUCUGCCUCCUCCUCUUCCUCCUCAAGGUCAAGCGUCCUUAACCAGAACGUCACAAAUCAUCGUGAUAAUGUAGUUCAUGACGAAGAUGGACGAGAGGAGGAGAUCCGCGACGUCGACACCAGAGAGGUGCUGAGGAAAAGAGCAAGGAUGAGCAGUCGUUCUUCCCAGUCUUACUCCUCAUCGAAGGAUUUAUUAGCAUCCUCACACCCGAUUCGGCAUCAUGGUGCAGGUAGCAACCACAUGAGAAAAUCAAUACUUCCUGGUCAGGAGUCUGCUCAGCAGUUCUCGUCCACACCAGCCGCAUCCGGAUAUAAAUCCCACAACGACCACCACAGUAGAGGCGACGCAAGACGAGGAGGCGACGUUGGGAGUGACGAGACAAUCUCCAGACAACAAGAUCGAGAGAAAACGGCUUUCCAGCAGGAACGGCUUACUGAACAAGAGCGGGUGGACUUUGGAGAUCACGGCACAUCAACGUCUUCAUGUUCCAGAACGGAUAUUAGAAUUCAAAAGCAAAAUGAUACUAAAACAACAUUAAAAUUCUCUGAGCAAGGGGACGACCGACGACCUAGAAGAAAUGAAAAACGAGAUAGUCGUGGCCGUGGUCGCGAAGAUGAUCGUCAGAAAUCGUUGACCUCGAGGACUUACGCAAAGCGCGAAACACGCACGCACCACUCAUCUACUCGCGGAAGGACGUUGACGACGGACAAGGGGCGCGCUGAUGGCUGCGCAGCGAGUAGAGAAGAUCGCGUAACAAUGAACAGGGGCAGCUACCGAGAAUCUUGUGGCAGGCACCGGCGCCAAGACAAGUAUAACCGAAAGGGUGCGCCCGCAGGCCGGGGAGACGGAAACAACCGUGUGCGCGAUAGAAACAACGAGAUCGGGCUCCAGCAACAAAAUUCUUUAUCUGAUAGAGAAAAUACGAAAGACAAGAAACAUGAUGUUAUGGGAGGUGGUGGCAAUAUUCCUACAACAUCCUCUGGACCUACGAUGGCGUCUUCUAGUAGUACUGGCAAAAAUGUUAUAGCCCACUUUGAGAACAGCGGCGAUGUCCUCAUCAAUCAAGACGACGUAAAUGCUGCUUCUUCCAGUGACCGGGGCGUGUCCUCUGGUUCUGCCUUGCCUUCACUUGAGGAAAGCCAUACUAACGACAAUUCUUCUUUCUUAGCCCCGAUUGAACAGCCACAACGACACACGCAUACCGAGCUGGAGCCAGGUCUUCAAAUUUUUCAGUCAAACGUCGAUAGCAAGAACAUUUCUGCAACUACUUCUAGUACAUCCGUGAUGACGCGACAGGCUCAUGUUAUCGAGAACGACCCUGCGCUGACCGCUGUAGAUGAUCACGUUCGUCAGAAUCAGUAUUCGGCAGAGAUGACAAACAGGGCGAUUUCUUCCUUGUUGAUAAUAUCAAGUUCUUCUUCUUGCGCCUCGUGGUCUUCGCAGCCGAUGCCGUACCAGGAGGCUUCGAGUGAAACCGCGGCGCGACAGCCCUUGACGACCGACCCAACAAGAGCAAGACCCGCUCACCCGAAUCCACCAAGCAGUGACUUUUCAGUAUCACCGCAACAGCACAGAAAACAGCAAGGCUCGUUCACUGUGCUCUGCUCUCCCACGACCUCGAAUCAUGUUGCUACUGCCCAAGAAGUGGAUGCAUGUGCUGGCGUAGAGCAGGCAGAGUGUCAGCAAGUGCCACCGCAACUCCAGCAGCGUGGUUCGGGUUCCGGAGCCAAUACUCAUCUUUAUGAAGUACAGGACAAAGGUCAGAAUGCAGGUGCCCAACAAAACCAACGCGUCGAUUGGCAUUCCUUCUAUGCUGCGCGAGUUACCGGUGCUGCAACAGUGUCGUCCUCUACUUUCGACACAAGUGCGACGAGAAUUGGAAAUCAGGGGAAAAUAAUUGAUGAGUCGUCGAGCGGCAGGAACUACAGAAGUGCGAGCAAUGAUUUUCAAAACGCAAAGCCAAAUAAUACUAGUACUUCUACUAGCAGUGCCAGCACUACAUCUUCUACACACAACAGGGCGCCUGAUGCAUCUAGAGGUAGCGUAGACCACACUUCAGCAGGAUCAACGACAAGGACACAUGCUGACUCAUUUCCAAGAACUACUAGUGCUGGUACAAAGUCACUGGCGGGACGAGAGGCUACCAGCCAUGUACCUAACCGUCGUGGCGUUCUUCGAUUAGCCAGCCCAUCCCCAUCACCUGACCGUGAACGAGAGGACCGGUGGAAGAAGGAGUCCACCUCUUCCCAUCAUCCGCGCCAUCGCAGAGAUGCGCCCAUCGCGAGUCCCCGGCGCCACCACCAUGAGAGAUCGAUCCGUUCUUCUCCCCCAAGGUCAAGUCCAUCAGGGCGCGACCGCGAGCGCGAUGGAAGAAAGGAUCGUCGUAGGUAUGCGCCAGCUUCGAGUCCCACAGGCACACGUCAGCCACCUCCGCCCAAUCGUGCUCGCGUCAUGCCGGAUGCGAGCCCACCACGGUCGUCGCGAACUUGCAAUGGUAGUCCUGAUGACGUGAUGCAAAAAAAACCGCCACCACCACCACCACCACCACCAUCAUCGGUAGUUUUUCGUUCGCAAGUCAUCUCCAAGAGUGCUCGGUCUCAAAACGGUCUACCAGCUAUCACAUAUGCAAAUGGGAUCGUGGGAUCCGUUGAGAAAACGGAUGUGCCCGCCGUGGACCUCCCCAUGGCUUCCGGGCAAAGCCCCUCGACGAGCUCCUCAGCGACUACAGCAGCACAUCAUCAAGAAAAUGGGGACAGGACGUUUCUUCCGCUUGUUCCCAAAUCCUCGACAAAGAAUGGAAGAAAAGGUGAAGAAAUCUGCCACCCUCCUGUUGGUGGUGAUCUCCCAUUCAGAAACGGAAAAAGCAAUGGGCACGGUAUUACGCAUCGGAAAUUUGUGUUAGAAGACGCUCCACUCAACAAUGGCAAGGCCAAGGGCUCUUCAUACUCCAGCAAUGAGGACUCCGACUUCCAACAUGCUGCGAGUAUGAACAAGACAGGCAAAGGCAAGGCCACGGAUAGUAGCGCGAUGGUCGGCAUCGGUUGUGUGCCGCCGUCAUUGGAGGCAAAAAGAUUUGACGGCCUAUCAGCCGCAGCAGGUGGCACCAGUCUGCCACAGCCAUCUUUCCCGACAAUCGGCACGGAAAGCUCUACUUUGGGUGAUGAAGCAACUUUUUCCGCUCGUGUUUUGCCGCCGCCCCCACUGGCAUCUGGGGCUGGUGGCUUUUCUGAUUCUGCUGCCCAGCCUGAAGAGGGCAUGCCCUUCGGAGUAGUUCCGAAAACCUUGAGUAAAUUUAGCUCCGCACUGCCACCUACCAGAACAAAGUCGCCAGCUGUAUCCUGCUCACCAAGCCCUAGAAGAAAUUCACCGAGUGCUACCCCGAUUCGAAAUUGGAACGACAGAUCUCGUCGUAGUCGUGGUUCGACAUUUUCACGGCGAAAUAACACUACGGGAGGCUCUGGUACGAAGUCCUCGUCCUCCAAGAAUAAUUAUAAUCAGCACGGCUCUUCUCCAAUGAGAAACAAAGGUUCUCCUGCUAGAGCUAAAAAUAGCAAAGGCUCUUCUGCUUGUGGUAAGAAUGGCAAAGGCUUUCCCGCGGCAGGUAAAGGUAAGAAUAGCAAAGGCCCUCCUCCUGGUUGUAAAGGUGAGAAAGGCAAAGGUUCCACUUCAUCAGGCAAAAAGGGUAAAAACAACAGGGACUACAACACAACAUUUGCGUCCUGCCCAAGAGAUUCGCAUCCGAGUAUGAAGGACAAGUGGGAAUCCUCUACGAGUUUGAGGAAAACGAACCUGUUAGAGGAACCUCAAAACUACUUUCCUCCACCCUUUACGAAAGCUUCGGCGCCAGCGCCGUCAAAUUGCAAACCGGCGGCAUCUUCAUCGAACUCGGGAUGAUGACGAUGAGUUUCCAAAUCAAACCGUCACUAUCAUCAUGUAGCACCACACAUCGUAUUUGUAUUGUAGUUAUCACGACUUGUUUUGUUUUUGGAUCGCGGUUUUUAUCCUUGUCAGCAACUACUACACCUUCUAGUACGUAGCUGCUUUUUGUCCUUUCUCAAUCCUGAAAUAAAGAUUUAUACCUCCGAAUGGCGAGUGCAAGAAUUAUGAUUAUCCCACCCUUUUUUUUAAGUAAGUACUACGGUGCUACCUCAACCUCCUGGGCAGUAGGCCUGCUCCUGAAUUUCAAAUUUUUUUCGUAUUUGGAUCUUCAUGAUAAUUCACUUCUCCUUAGUACUAACACUUCUACUGUCAUGAGAGUCUACGACCUUCAACUGUGUAUCAACAAUUUAAGAAACUCCAUCAAUUUAUUAUUAUUAUUUUUCAAUGACAAGCUUCUUCAUCUAGCUUCAGCAGCUUCUUGAUCAUCCUGCUCUGUUUAAUGAAUCUGCUUAAAACCAUGAUUUCAACAUCAGCAACCAAGGGUUCAAUCUUAGUAGAAGAAAAGUCUACAUCAAAGAACUACAAGGCCGACAAAAACUGGUUUUGUACAAGACAUUGUCAUAAUUCUACUUGUUGUAGUUUCUUGUUGUAGUAGGGGAAGACUGGCGCACGAGAACAUGUUGCUGGUUGAUAUCGGCAAGUUGCAUAUCGCUAUCGAUAUCGGAGAUAGAUGCAUGAGCAAGGGCAAAACUGACAUCUUUAUGCGCCUUUAGUGUUAGAACAAGUGAGAUCUAUCCGUCUUCAUAGACGCACGACCAUGAUUGCGGAGGCAAUAGUUCCGAGAAAAGUGAUCGUAUUUGUGUGAGAAAUUUGUGCAUCGCACUUGAUUCAUCUUGAUGAUGAAUCACAACAUUUUCGAGCUUUCAAAUAGGCCUCCAUGGAAGAGGAAACUGCACAGCAUGAUUCGCAUCGUAGAUUAU
Messenger RNA from Amoebophrya sp. A25, 5166 nucleotides. NCBI's taxonomy places the organism in Eukaryota, Dinophyceae, Syndiniales, Amoebophryaceae. The record is from the annotation of a GenBank genome assembly.